GGGCGCGGAGGAGGAAGAUGGCGGUGGCGGCCCUGGGCCCGUGAGGAUUGCGGCGGCAGAGGAGACGGCCCAUGGCGGCCGGGAAGCGCCCUCGGGGACCCGCGGGCCGCUAGGGCGCGACGCUGGCCGGCAUGUCGGAGCACGCGGCGCCCGGAGCCCCGGGGCCUGGGCCCAACGGCGGCGGCCCAGCCCCCGCGCGCGGGCCCCGCACCCCCAACCUAAACCCCAACCCGCUCAUCAACGUGCGCGACCGGCUCUUCCACGCGUUGUUCUUCAAGAUGGCAGUCACCUAUUCGCGGCUCUUCCCGCCUGCCUUCCGCCGUCUCUUCGAGUUCUUCGUGUUGCUCAAGGCCCUGUUUGUGCUCUUCGUCCUGGCCUAUAUCCACAUCGUCUUCUCCCGAUCGCCCAUCAACUGCCUGGAGCAUGUGCGGGACAAGUGGCCACGAGAGGGCGUCCUGCGUGUGGAGGUACAGCAGAACUCGAGUCGCGCACCCGUCUUCCUGCAGUUUUGUGACGGUGGUCGCAGCAGCUUCCCUGGCCUGGCUGUGGCGCCUGGUGGCCUGGAGCUGGAGGAGGAGGAGGAGGAGCUGACCAUGGAGAUGUUUGGGAACCACUCCAUCCAGUUUGAGCUGGACAUUGAGCCCAAGGUAUUCAAGCCACCCGGUGGCCCUGAGGCCCUGAAUGAUAGCCGGGAGUUCCCCUUCCCUGAGACACCAUCGAAAGUGUGGCCGCAGGACGAGUACAUUGUGGAGUACUCACUGGAGUAUGGCUUCCUGCGCCUAUCACAGGCCACGAGACAGCGGCUUAGCAUCCCAGUCAUGGUGGUCACCCUGGACCCCACAAGGGACCAGUGCUUUGGAGACCGCUUCAGCCGCCUGCUGUUGGCUGAGUUCCUGGGCUAUGAUGACAUCCUCAUGUCCAGCGUGAAGGGCCUGGCCGAGAAUGAGGAGAACAAGGGCUUCCUUCGGAACGUGGUGUCAGGGGAGCACUACCGAUUUGUGAGCAUGUGGAUGGCCCGAGCAUCCUAUCUGGCUGCCUUCGUCAUCAUGGUCAUUUUUACCCUGAGUGUGUCCAUGCUGCUCCGAUACUCCCAUCACCAGAUCUUUGUCUUCAUUGUGGACCUGCUGCAGAUGCUGGAGAUGAACAUGGCCAUCGCCUUCCCUGCAGCGCCCCUGCUGACCGUCAUCCUGGCCCUCGUGGGAAUGGAGGCUAUCAUGUCGGAGUUCUUCAAUGACACCACCACCGCCUUCUACAUUAUCCUCAUUGUGUGGCUGGCCGACCAGUAUGAUGCUAUUUGCUGCCACACCAACACCAGCAAGAGGCACUGGUUGCGGUUCUUCUACCUGUACCACUUCGCCUUCUAUGCCUACCACUACCGCUUCAACGGGCAGUACAGCAGUCUGGCCCUAGUCACCUCCUGGCUCUUCAUCCAGCAUUCCAUGAUCUACUUCUUCCAUCACUAUGAGCUGCCUGCCAUCCUGCAGCAGAUCCGCAUCCAGGAGAUGCUGCUACAGACACCGCCGCUGGGCCCCGGCACCCCCACGGCGCUGCCAGAUGACCUCAACAACAAUGGGGGCACCCCAGCUGUUGCCCCUGACCCUGCCAGCCAGCCCCCCGCCCUGGACCCUGGCUCACUGGGGGUUGGUGGUAUCUCCAGGCCUGUGGCUGAAGCGCCCAGCUCUCUGGUGGCUGCAGCGGCUUCAGUGGCUGCAGCGGCCAGUAGUGAUCUGGGCUGGAUGGCAGAAACAGCUGCCAUCAUCACAGACGCCUCUUUCCUGUCCGGCCUGAGCGCCUCCCUCCUGGAGCGGAGGGCAGCCAGCCCCCUGAGCCCAGCUGAGGGGUUCCCUCGGGGCCUUCAAGCUCCCCAGGACAGUGUCCCCCCGAGUGACUCCCCAGCACCUGACACUGCCCCCCUAGCUGCCAGAGCAAGUGGGCCCAGCCCUGAGUCCCUGGCCCCAGCAGAUGAGCCCUCGGAGAUUGGUUCCUAAUUCCUGGGCAGCUGAGUACCUCUGUCCCUGGCUGUCUAGGCUAGCUGGGUAUGACCUGGCUGGGGUCCUUGGGGUCAGGGAGGCUAUCCCCAGUGUCUCUGAGACUUCCCAGUUGGCCUUGUGUCAGGGUCCAUCUGGUUUGCCCAGGGGUGGGCUCCUCUUCCCUGGGUGUGGGGCCUGCCCACAGCCUGUCCUUGCCACAUUUGUGGUGUGCCCCCUUAGCCAGCACAUUGAGGCAGGUUGAUGAGCUGGGGCAGGAAAGGGGUGGGGUCUCCAUGGAAGGUUCUGGAAGGGGUUAGUGUACGGUCUGGAGCAAGCUGUAUCUAGGGGCAGAGACUAGCAGGCCUCUGAGCCAGGUGAACACUGGUAGGGACCUCCCUUGCAAUCCUGGCUGCUCAGCUGGUGCUCUGUUGUGUGCAGUGCCUUUUCCACAGCCCCUGCCCCUGUAUGCGUGCCAGGGCUGGGGUAUUGGCACAGGGACAUAGUGUUUGGGCACCAACUGUCAAAGACAGCAACCAGGCGCUAGGGUCCAGCCUUGCUCCUCCUGGAGAGAGCCAGCAGCCCGACUAUGUUACUUGGUGAGGACUGCAGAGUGCUCAUUCCAUUCUAUUUAAUUGCAGUGUACAAAUUGUGUUUGUAUAUAGAAUAAACUGUCUGUUGACAGCACCAACAGCCCAGCCAGUGUCUGCAUGCAACAGGUGCUGGGAUUAGUUCUUGCAGGGUCCGCUGUCAUGCAAAGCCAGGUGGGCCGGGCGUAGUGGGCAUGGCCACCUCCCACAGAUGAAGCUGGUGGAGAUCACACUAGGAGGUCCCCUGGUGCUUCCCUGCAGGCCUAGAGCAGACACUGCCUGGAAGCUGGGCCAGGAGCUCCCCACGCCGCACCAGUGCCUGGUGGAGUCUUGUGCGUGCAUCUGCAAUAUGCUGCUCCAGUUCCUCCAGUUCCCCUGGAUUUGGGGCACCAGUGGGCAGCAUGGUGGGUGGCUGGCCAUUGGAGCAGAGCCAGGCAAGACCCUUGGGCAACCUGGUCCUCUCCAUAUCUGUACCCACUGCUGGUGCAGCAGUGGCCAAGGCUGGCUCCAGUAGGAAGUGUACGUGACACUCCCUUACUGUGGCCUGGUGUACCUGUGUCCAGUCGCACUGGCUUGCAGGGGCAGUUGGUAUAUCUUGCUGCUGCUUCUCCAGACCCCUAGGGAUAGAAGAUAAGUGGGGCUGGGCUGGUGUUCCCUCUCUGUUCUCUGGGGUCAGGGUCCCUGAGGAGGCUGUGGGAUGUGGGAACCAUGGACUGACUAGGAGUAGGAGUGGGGCCCACAGGCUUGAAGGCGAGUGUUGGAGCUGGUGGGCUGGGAGUGACCGCCAAAGCCCCUUACCUGGGCUCAGGUUCCUUCUGUCUGUCCAGUGGCUGUGUGUUGAGGGCACGGUGGAUUCUCUGUGAGCCAGACAGAGCCUGGGUUGGGUUGAGUUGGGUUGGGAGGCUGAUUGGGCUUAUCCACCCUGUGCCAUCUCCUCACCUGGCUUGUGUGUAGCCAGUACUGCAACCUGUUGCUCCUCCGAAUGCAUGGCAGCACCAGGUGGUAGAAGAUGUACUCCCCCAGGGAGCUGAGCAGGGCACUACCCAGGCCCAGACAGAGCAGCACAAAGAGACCCGAGAAGUGGUAGAUUCCCAUCUGCAAGGUCUGCAGAGGGUGUGACACAGGCACAAGCUCUUCAUGGUCAUCGCAGACCCUUGGGGAGCCCUGGCCUAGGGCACACAGGUUGGGCCAGAGAUAGACCUGGUGCAGUGUACUUGUAUUGGGAAGCUAGGGCUCCGUGAUCUGGAGCAAGGUUUCAAGGAGGAGAGGGCACUGGAAUUGGGGUUUUGUAGUAUGAAUAGGAGAACACAAAAGCAGACAAAUACACAUGAGCAGGGAAUUGGCCCCCUCAGUCAAGGCCCAUGCAGGCUCAGGACUCCCACACCUACCCUCACCCUGUG
This is a messenger RNA of Molossus molossus (Pallas's mastiff bat), 3957 nucleotides long. RefSeq names its product transmembrane protein 259 (gene TMEM259). Gene Ontology annotation, cellular component: endoplasmic reticulum. Bases 132 to 1988 code for a protein of 618 amino acids. Lineage: Eukaryota; Metazoa; Chordata; Mammalia; Chiroptera; Molossidae. The record is from RefSeq and is a predicted model, not a curated record. The transcript is spliced from 11 exons. Gene Ontology annotation, biological process: positive regulation of ERAD pathway; response to endoplasmic reticulum stress.